GGCGGAAGCCGCAGCCUGGCGGCCCGAGCGAGGCGGAGGUGGGUCACGGCGCCGGGGCUACGGGAUAUACAUCAGAAGAAACCAAAAGCCAUCUGGAAUAGUUCCUGGAUGAGAUUUUAUUCCUGUUUGCAGUUGUUUUGAGGGGGGAUACCCUCUGAAUCAGAAUUAAAAUGCUCUGGUUUCAAGGAAAGAGCCUGCAGAUUGCCAAAUCCUCCUUUGGACUCUUGAGAAAUCUCUCUGCCUCUAAAACAGCUCUGCCUGUGCUGACCUUAUUCACAAAGGACCCAUGCCCGCUGUGUGAUGAAGCUAAAGAAGUACUCCAGCCUUAUAAAGACAGGUUUAUUUUACAGGAGGUGGACAUCACACUUCCAGAAAACUCUACUUGGUAUGAACGGUAUAAAUUUGACAUUCCCGUCUUCCAUUUGAAUGGCCAGUUUCUGAUGAUGCAUCGAGUAAAUACCUCAAAGCUUGAAAAACAGCUUCUGAGACUUGAGCAGCAGGUGCUGGCCGCAAACUGAUAUUUUCUCACUGAUGCGGGUACCCAGAUGAGGAGUUUACUUCUAGGCAUCUUGGGAACUAAGAAGGAUACGUUACAGAGCGCCGAGAGCUGUAGGGACGAAGGGGUCUAUUUGUUGAGUUUAUUUUUCCCCUUUGUGACCGUGGAUGUACUUCUCAUGCACUGGACAGUGUCCUGAUGGGAAGCAGGCUCUGCAGUCCUGCUGCCAAGCAGCCCUGGAACCUAACUUUAGCAGACUAAAUGCUCUUACACUCAUUAAA
Messenger RNA from Mus pahari (shrew mouse), 777 nucleotides. RefSeq names its product chromosome 15 C5orf63 homolog (gene C15H5orf63). The coding region runs from base 171 to 518 and encodes 115 amino acids. NCBI's taxonomy places the organism in Eukaryota, Metazoa, Chordata, Mammalia, Rodentia, Muridae. The transcript is spliced from 5 exons. The record is from RefSeq and is a predicted model, not a curated record.